Drechmeria coniospora is the source of this 1107-nucleotide messenger RNA. RefSeq lists its product as uncharacterized. The transcript is spliced from 3 exons. Gene Ontology annotation, molecular function: nucleic acid binding. Lineage: Eukaryota; Fungi; Ascomycota; Sordariomycetes; Hypocreales; Ophiocordycipitaceae. Bases 1 to 1107 code for a protein of 368 amino acids. The record is from RefSeq and is a predicted model, not a curated record.
AUGGGUCUCCUUGCCGAAUCUAAGAGCCGAAAAAUUUCCUCCAAGGACCCCAACAAUACCAAAUGGGUCCGCGACACGAAUACGUUUGGGCAGAAGAUGCUGCGAGCCCAAGGCUGGGAACCGGGUCAGUUUCUUGGGAUCCGGGAUGCGACAUAUUCUGAGCUGCACACGGCCGCCAAUGCGUCAUACAUUCGUGUGUCGAUGAAAGACGAUGUCAAGGGUCUCGGCUGGAACAAGUCCAAGGAGGACGAAGUGACGGGCUUGGACGUCUUUUCCGACUUGCUCAGCAGACUGAAUGGAAAGAGUACGGCGGUUGUGGAAGCAGAGAAAGAGGUGCGGUUGGCUAUGAAGACGAACCGAUACGUGGAGCAAAAAUACGGUGCUAUGCGCUUCGUGAGAGGAGGCCUGUUGGUUGGCGACAAAACGAAAGAAUGCCUGGAUUGCGAGGAAGAUGCAGAUACGACCAAGCAGGAGACCGAUGAUGAGGUGACGUCGAAGAAGUGGAAGGAGAAGCAGUCAAAGAAACGAAAGGCUGCCGACAUGGACAACGACUCGGACGAAGAUUCCAACAACGAAAAGAAACGGCGCAAGGAGGAGCGAAGGCUCAGAAAGACUUUGGCGAAGAAAACCUCCGACUGUGCGGAAGAAUCAUCACGAUCAAGCGACAACAAGGAGAAGAAGAAGACGAAGAAGAAGAAAACGAAAACGAAGAAGAGGAAGGACAAGGAGGCGGAGACGGAUGAAGAGAUGGCCGGAUCCGACUCCGAAGAUGGCGCUGAAGAGAAGUGCCACAAGUCGAAGCCGAACGAGAAGAAAUCGCCGGCCCUCAGCGACUGUGAGGUGGAUGAGUCGCGGAAAGGAAAGAAAGAAAAGAGGUUGAAAAAGAAGGACAAAAGGAAGGGCAAGAAGGAGCAAAGCUCGGGCUCGGAGCAAGACGCCUCCAACUCAGGUACGACAACAGGGAUAUCGACACCGACGGAGCCGUCGACCGGCACUGGCACCCCCCGAGGCAGUCGCAACUUUGUGCGGUCAAGGUUUAUUGCGGCAAAACGGCAGGCCAUGUUGGACACCAAGGCCUUGAACCAGAUCUUCAUGGUCAAGACGUAG